Molecule: messenger RNA, 1333 nt
Organism: Misgurnus anguillicaudatus (oriental weatherfish)
Lineage: Eukaryota; Metazoa; Chordata; Actinopteri; Cypriniformes; Cobitidae
Gene: stac3
Product: SH3 and cysteine rich domain 3
Biological process (GO): positive regulation of voltage-gated calcium channel activity; positive regulation of protein localization to plasma membrane; skeletal muscle contraction
Molecular function (GO): protein binding
Source: RefSeq, a predicted model, not a curated record
UCACCAUCUGUUUAAAAGACUCACAGACACAUUCACUCAUGUUUGUUGGUCAGUUCAGUCCGGUCGUUCAUGAGUUAACAUACAACUGAUAAAUCUCAUACAAGCAGCAACUAUAUGACAAAAGUUGUAAAACAAAAUCUUCAACUUAUUGCAAACAUUGGAUUUUAGUAAAGCAUACACCAUAAACAGUGCAGAUCAUUUUUGUGGACCAUCAGAUUCCAAAGGUUGAGACUGAAAGCUGAAUUCAGGAGCAUCUAUGGCCCAAUAUGACCAACUGGAGGAUAAAGACUCGCUGGAUAUUCACGAUAACCCACCAGCACCAGACAAUGUGGUCAAAGAGGAUGACAACACUGUGUAUUUUGUGUAUGAUGAAGAGGUGGAGGAAGAAGAGGCUCCUCCUCCUCCAACCCCAGAGCCUGUAGUCAUCAUCAAUGACAGGCCACACAAAUUUAAGGACCACUACUGCAAGAAACCCAAAUUUUGUGAUGUUUGUGCACGAAUGAUUGUCCUCAAUAAUAAAUUUGCCUUGCGCUGCAAAAACUGCAAGACAAACAUUCACCACUCGUGUCAGUCGUAUGUCCAGUUCCAGAGAUGCUUCGGAAAAAUACCUCCUGGGUUCAGACGGGCGUAUAGCUCUCCUCUCUAUGAUCAAGAGAUCAAUAACCCAGGUCAGCAGAACCGAACGGACCCGGUGUUCGACACACUGAGAGUGGGCGUGAUCAUGGCCAAUAAAGAGAGGAAGAAAGGAUCAGAAGACAAGAAGAAUAUGAUGAUGAUGAUGAUGGAAGAGGAGGAAGCCCAACAGCCAAAAGAGGACGAAGAGGUGGUUGAAGGAAAGCAAGAUGGAGAUAAGAAAGAUAAGACGGCUGCAGAUGAUAAGAAUAAGAAGCAGCAGCAGACGUUUAGUCAGUCUCAUUAUUAUCUGGCUUUAUAUCGAUUUAAAGCCAUUGAGAAAGAUGACCUGGACUUCCAUCCAGGUGAUCGUAUUACAGUUCUGGAUGAUUCGAAUGAGGAGUGGUGGAGGGGUAAGAUUGGUGAGAAGACGGGUUACUUACCCAUGACGUACAUCAUCAGAGUUCGUACAGGAGAGCGCACCUAUAAAGUGACACGGUCUUUUGUGGGAAACAGAGAGAUGGGCCAGAUCACACUGAAGAAAGAUCAGAUUGUGGUGAAGAAAGGAGAAGAAGUGAAUGGAUAUCUGAAGGUCAGCACCGGCCGUAAACUGGGCUUCUUUCCAGCUGAUCUGUUAGAGGAGAUCUGAGUGAACCAUUGAGAAAGAGUUCACAGAGAACAGAAGAAAAAAUCCCUGCGUCCCAGUUCACAUAAAGCACUC